Messenger RNA from Fonsecaea erecta, 798 nucleotides. RefSeq lists its product as hypothetical. The coding region runs from base 1 to 798 and encodes 265 amino acids. The record is from RefSeq and is a predicted model, not a curated record. The transcript has a single exon. Lineage: Eukaryota; Fungi; Ascomycota; Eurotiomycetes; Chaetothyriales; Herpotrichiellaceae.
AUGUCUUCUCCAGCAUCCACUCCAGCCUGCGUCCCCAUCGCCACAGACUCGCAAACCGAUGUCUCCAACUUCAUCUCGAUCAUCACGGCGGCAUUUUCCACCACAGCCCUGACGACAGCCUUCAUAGUAGAUACCGACGGCACACCCCCGCCCUACCCGUCUCCGCUGAUCGACGAUGCUCGACGGGAACGACACUUCUCACGCGGCAUACUUGAGAGUGCGGCCUCAGGCGCGGAGCUGGUCCAAGCAGGAGAUUGGUCUGCCAUCGCACUGUGGGAGACUCCCACGUACCAGGGCAAGGCAUUCAUCGACUCGAAGGCCAAACCGUGUCCGUUGCUGAGCGAAUGGAGAGGCCGAGUCAAAGCCGCCAAGGCAAAGUAUCUCGCUGCGCCGACCACCACGGCGGCGACGUCGGAGGCAUCAAACUCGAAUUCCCCAUCGGGUGCCGAGUCAGACUCCGGCUCCGACCGCCAGGACAACCAGCAAGAACCGGCCCUCCGUCCCUUCUACCAUCUCUCAUUCCUGGCGCGGAACCCGGCCAAGCCUCGCGUCCCAGGCAGCAUCAACGCCGUCAUGACGCCGUAUCUCGAGCGUGCCAAGGCAGAGGGCGUGCCGGCGUGGUUGGAAGCCACCACCCCGCAAGCGGCGCGGAUCUACGAGCAUUUCGGAUUCCGGGUCGUCGAGGAGAUUGUGGUAGGCACGGGCCAGGUCGACGCCCGGGGGUGGCCUGCUACCGGAGAAAAGGCCACGGGCGUCACGGCGUGGGCCAUGAUCUUCGAUUCGCAUCUGAGUGAGUGA